UACAAUUUCAAGCCAAGAACAAUGGCAGUCGGAGGCGGGAGUGCCGACGGGUCCACCGAAGCACGCGAGACGAAGCCGCGGUUCCUCGCAGACCCAGACGAAGCUACGUACUGGCAGCGUGUCAAGAAGACAUGGGAGAUGCUGGACUUUCGCACGGCAUUUGCCACCGCCGCCGACGUGCAAGCGGCCAAGUCCGUCGUGUGGAGUGCGAAGAAUGGAGCACCGAUUGCCGACGAGACGCAGUACCAAGCAGCGUUGCAUCUCACGCGUGCCGUGCUGCAUCCCGACACUGGUUGUUGCAAUACAUCCAUCCAUCCUAUUAUAGGUCUCAUGUCCAAUGCUUCAGGCGACACGGUGUUGUUCCCCUUGCGGGUGUCCAUGAUCGUUCCGAUGAACUUGGGGCUGGACUGCGGCAUGAUUCUGGCCUCCACCACGCGCUCCACGAUCUUUUGGCAAUGGCUCAACCAAACUUACAAUGCGUUGCACUACUACGCCAACCGCAACGCCACCAACGAAGACACGAGUAACCAGCGCAUUGCCGCAUAUGUUGGGGCCACGGCCAGCUCUGUCGCUGCAUCGUUGAGCGUCCGCCGAUGGGCAAAGACCCAUAGCAACCCCAUGAUGCUUCGACUAGCCCCAUUUGCCGCCGUGGCCGCCGCGGACAUACUCAACCUGGUCGUAAUGCGCCAGUCCGAGUUCCGCAGAGGAGUCAACAUCUACGACGAGCAAGGGGAAUGGGUCGGACUGAGCAAACUGUGCGGGGUUUAUGCUGUCUCAUCGUGCAUUGGCGGCCGGAUCUUGGCGGCGGCGCCCAUUCUCAUGGGUCCGCCGUUGAUCAUGCAGCUUCUAGAGGCCCGCACGACGCUCUUCCACGGACAUCGACGGCGAUUCCGCGUGCCUGCGACACUGUUUCUCGUGGGGCUGCUCAUCCAAACGUCCGUGCCGCUCACGUUUGGAUUGUUUCGGCAAUCUGCCCAAGUGGAUACACAAUACAUUGAAACGGAGUUUCAAGGGCGAGUCCACGCCAACGGCCACUUGAUGAGAACUGUCACGUACAACAAAGGCAUUUAAUAAAAACGACAAGAAUCGAUGGCCUGAGCAGUUG
Molecule: messenger RNA, 1105 nt
Organism: Aphanomyces astaci
Lineage: Eukaryota; Oomycota; Saprolegniomycetes; Saprolegniales; Verrucalvaceae
Exons: 4
Coding region: 22-1071 (349 amino acids)
Biological process (GO): mitochondrial transmembrane transport; monoatomic ion transport
Cellular component (GO): mitochondrial inner membrane
Molecular function (GO): monoatomic ion transmembrane transporter activity
Source: RefSeq, a predicted model, not a curated record